AUGGCAUCUCUUCGCACCAGUGCCCGCAGUGCACGCGCGAUAUUUGCCGCCUCGCGACCGGCUUUCAGAACCCAGAUGCGUUCUAUGGCUUCAGUUGAUAAUCCUAUAUCGUCUCCAUCUCGUCCUGUCGAACCUGCUUCCACAACAUCAACUAUCAAGGAACCCGCUGCCGAUUCCCAGUCUUUGAUCAAGACAUUCAACAUUUACCGAUGGAAUCCAGAUGAGCCAACUAGCAAGCCCCGCAUGCAAGCAUACACUUUGGAUCUCAAUAAGACUGGACCUAUGAUGUUGGAUGCACUUAUUAGAAUCAAGAACGAGGUCGACCCUACCCUUACAUUCCGAAGAUCUUGCCGAGAGGGUAUCUGUGGUAGCUGUGCAAUGAACAUUGACGGAGUAAACACAUUGGCUUGUUUGUGCCGCAUUCCCAGAGACGCCAAGCACGAAACGAAGAUCUACCCACUACCCCACACCUAUGUCGUCAAGGAUAUUGUUCCUGAUUUGACACAAUUUUAUAAGCAAUACAAGUCGAUUAAGCCAUACCUUCAACACACCGACCCAGCACCAGGUGGAAAAGAGUACUUGCAAUCCAAGGAGGAACGUAAGAAGCUUGAUGGACUUUAUGAAUGUAUUCUAUGCGCAUGUUGCUCGACAUCUUGCCCCUCCUACUGGUGGAAUAGCGAAGAGUACUUGGGACCAGCCAUUUUGUUGCAAAGUUACAGGUGGCUCGCGGAUUCCCGUGAUCAGAAGAAGGAAGAGCGUAAGGCUGCUUUGGACAACAACAUGAGUUUGUACAGAUGUCACACAAUUCUCAAUUGCUCGAGAACAUGCCCGAAGGGUUUGAAUCCAGGUUUAGCGAUUGCACAAAUCAAGAAGGAGAUGGCUUUUUAA
Molecule: messenger RNA, 888 nt
Organism: Sclerotinia borealis F-4128
Lineage: Eukaryota; Fungi; Ascomycota; Leotiomycetes; Helotiales; Sclerotiniaceae
Source: the annotation of a GenBank genome assembly